Coniophora puteana RWD-64-598 SS2 is the source of this 1238-nucleotide messenger RNA. RefSeq lists its product as uncharacterized. Bases 72 to 1238 code for a protein of 388 amino acids. NCBI's taxonomy places the organism in Eukaryota, Fungi, Basidiomycota, Agaricomycetes, Boletales, Coniophoraceae. The record is from RefSeq and is a predicted model, not a curated record. The transcript has a single exon.
CCCUGGGAUUGAAUCUUCUGACGCCGACACAGCUCAACUGCGCCUUCACGCACUCUUCGUCUCCUUUCGUGAUGAUUACAUUACCCGCCCUCUUGAUUGCUCUCUGCCUUUCCGUUUGCCCUGCCUCCGCCACAACCCUCCCGCCGCGCGUCGCUGCCGUUAGCCCCGUCGUCAAAGGCACUCCCCAAGUCCUCGGCGUGGUCAACGACCCUACGUUGAACCGGGACUCGUGCGGAUCGGCACUGAUUGGCGGCAGAGUCCUGUGGACAUGCCGCGAUACACAGAUCACCGAUGCAAGUGGCGUCCACGCCUUCCCCGUCAUUAGCAGCACCUCCAGCUGGACCGACCUCGACGCAUGGGGGCACCCCGCGCUCAACGACGGCACGUUACCCAUGUACGGGAACAACAAUUUGCAGAAAACGUUCUACCCGCUGCUGCCAGACGAAUGCGGCGACAACGUGAUGGGCUCUUGCGACAGCUCGAACACCACGCGCUACGCCAUCUGGCCGGACUCCCCGCCGCUCGUCACCGACACCGCCGCGGACGGCACAGUCACGGCGUACACCUGGAUCCGCAAGGACCAUAUCAAGAACGACCUGUCGGACCUGACUCCCGACUGCGCCACGACGCUCUACAAAGUCGUGUACUCUCCCUCGGCAGCGCACGACGCGCUGCCGACCGUCACCGUCGUUGACGAAAACUUCUGGACCGCCGACGAGCAGCUCCCGUACGGCGCGUACGGCGGCUUCGUCGCCAACGGCACGGCGUACAUCUACGGCAAAGGCUAUGGCCCACAGAGCACGGGCACCAUCGGGCUCGCCAAGGUGUCCGUGGGCAGCAUCGAGGACAAGAGCGCGUACCAGUUCUACCAGAACGACAGCUGGACAGCGACGCCGCCGAGCGUCAACGCGAGCCUGAGCGGAGUCAACAUCCCGAACGUGUCCGCCGGCGGGCAGGGCACGUACUACUACUCCCCUCCCUGGGGCAGCUACGUGUGGAUCGGGCAGCAGAAUCUCAGCGUGUCAGCUGACUUCUUCAUCACGACGAGCCCGGACCCCGAGGGCCCUUGGGCGCAGCCGAUCAAGUUCUACUCAGGCGUGAAUGGGAACGCGACACUGCCCGCGUACACGAUACAGGCGCACACUUCGCUUGGCGGGUUUGAGAAUGGAGCGAACGACGUAUAUCUCACGUACACGCACUGCGACCUGGUUGGCGAGAAUGUCGUGUCGAUAUUCUAG